AUGCACAACUCAGACAGCGACUCCCCCACCCCACCCCCACCCUCUCCGCGGCGCCAGCACCCCAACAUCCUCCUCACCGGCACCCCAGGCACGGGCAAGACCACGACCGCCUCGCUCCUCUCCCUCACGCUCUCGUACCCGCACAUCGAAGUCGGCGCCCUCGUCAAGCAGCACGCGCUGCACACCGGCUACUCGGCUGAAUUCGACUCGUACUACAUCGACGAGGAUAAGGUGGUGGAUUAUCUCGAGGACGAGGUCAGCGAGGGAGGGCGCGUCGUCGAUCACCAUGGGUGUGAUUUCUUCCCGGAGAGGUGGUUUGAUUUGGUCGUGGUGUUGAGGGCCGGGACCGAGGUGCUGUUUGGCCGCUUGGAGAAGAGAAACUACCCCCCCAAGAAGAUAACAGAAAACAUCGAGUGCGAAAUCAUGCAGGUCGUCCUCGAAGAAGCGCGCGACUCAUACGCCGGCGAUAUCGUUUGGGAGCGCUCGAGCGAGACGGUCGAUGACAUGGAGAGGAACGUUGAGGAGAUUGCGGCGUGGGUGGAGGCGUGGGUUGCGCGGAGGGCUGUCGAAUGA
Messenger RNA from Fimicolochytrium jonesii, 573 nucleotides. RefSeq names its product P-loop containing nucleoside triphosphate hydrolase protein. The transcript has 2 exons. NCBI's taxonomy places the organism in Eukaryota, Fungi, Chytridiomycota, Chytridiomycetes, Spizellomycetales, Powellomycetaceae. Gene Ontology annotation, cellular component: cytoplasm; nucleus. Gene Ontology annotation, molecular function: ATP hydrolysis activity; AMP kinase activity; ATP binding. The record is from RefSeq and is a predicted model, not a curated record. Bases 1 to 573 code for a protein of 190 amino acids.